This is a messenger RNA of Xyrauchen texanus (razorback sucker), 3754 nucleotides long. RefSeq names its product RING1 and YY1 binding protein a (gene rybpa). Gene Ontology annotation, biological process: positive regulation of DNA-templated transcription. The record is from RefSeq and is a predicted model, not a curated record. Gene Ontology annotation, molecular function: transcription coregulator activity; DNA binding. The transcript has 5 exons. Lineage: Eukaryota; Metazoa; Chordata; Actinopteri; Cypriniformes; Catostomidae. Bases 106 to 1164 code for a protein of 352 amino acids. Gene Ontology annotation, cellular component: nucleus.
GUCAGCGAGCGCAAGUGUGCGAUAACAGCAGCGGCGGCUCUGUCUGGAGCUCACACUGUAAAUUACAGAAGCCCCCCUCCUCUGGAAGACGGUGUUUCUCCCAUUAUGGGCGACAAGAAAAGCCCAUCAAGGCCAAAAAGACAAGCCAAGCCCUCUGCAGACGACGGAUUUUGGGACUGUAGCGUCUGCACCUUCAAAAACAGUGCAGAGGCAUUCAAAUGCAGUAUAUGUGAUGUGCGGAAAGGUACAUCAACAAGAAAACCUAGGAUAAACUCUCAACUCGUGGCACAGCAGGUCGCUCAGCAGUACGCCGCUCCACCCCCAGCUAAGAAAGAAAGGAGAGAGAGGACAGACCUGCCUGACGACGAACACUUUGACAUGGACAACUCCGAUUCGGACAGACUCAGCAGUCUCCACCCUGACUCCGACCAUCCAGAGAGAUUAGGUCUGGACGGGGGACAGCCGGACAGAGGACAUUCUCAUAAGGAGCGGAGACAGGAGAGUGGGCUGGACAAGCACCAGCAGCUCAAUACAGACAGACAGCCUGAGAGAGCAGAACUGACCCAGGACCUGCUGCAGCACAACACGAUAGACCGAGAGCACACGGAUGGAGCAAUGCUGGACAAACUGCAGCCUCAUUUAGAGCACAUGGAUAAAGAGCAUCUGCACAUAGCAGGACCUGGGAUGCAGCCGGCAGAGAGAAUGGGUGCAGCGAGAGAGGAACUCAAAAAGGGAAAGAUAGAAAGAGCCAUGAUGGAGAAACACAAAGAUAGACAUAAAAGCCUCACUCCAUCUAAAAAACCCACUGCAAAGAAGAUAAAGCCCAAACUCAUUCAAAAAGGCUUGGCUGGUGACAGCAAUAUCAUGAAGCCUGGCAAGUCUGUCACGAAGAAAAAAAAAUCCAGUAUUUCACGCCCUAAACUGAAGAACGUAGACAGGAGCUCUGCUCAGCAGCUCGCAAUAACGGUGGGCAAUGUAACUGUCAUCAUCACAGACUUCAAGGAGAAGACUCGCUCCACAUCCACCUCCUCAUCCACGGUCACCUCCAGUGCUGGCUCUGAGCAGCAGCACCUGAGCUCCAGCUCGGAGAGCACAGAAAAGGGCUCCUCCCGCGCAUCUACCCCUAGAAGAGACCACUCAACUGGCCACAACGAGACCCUGUGAAAUCUCUCUUCACAAGAGCUGGAGCUCCUACAGCCACACAUGUAACUGUUAUAGUCACCUUAUGUGGAUGAGGGAUCUUUCAAACCCAUUUAGGCAAUGCCCAUCCUGACAUACAGGCAGACGUUACCUGUUUAAAUCCCUCGUGGAGCACCUAUUAGAUUGAUGUGUUGAUGUUUAUGUGAGUCACUAUCACGCCGAGACCCACUGUAUAUUCUGUGCCCUACUCUUACAAGAUAUAAUCCCUAUUUGUGCAUCACAGAAAUCGGCACUCCACGUUUGCAUUAUUAUCCUUCAUUGUCAUGAAAUCGUGCAGACGGCUGUUUUGACUUUGUGUUUAGAGCUUAGAAUUGUUUAUGCUAAAUGUAUCUGAGCUUCGUUCUCCAACUCAGAGUCAACAAUUUGUUGCCGCAGCUGUUUGUAGAAAGUAAGGAAUCAACGAUAAGAUCAUGCUGUAUACCACCUUGUAAAGGGAGAUUUGUUCCCUUAUUAUUUCAUACGACAGACUCUUGUGUGUUUACAUGGUGGAAACACAAAGUGUGAUUAUGUGAGUUUACAGUAUUAUAAAUCCAAGGCCAACUUUGAAAUCCAUACAGUGUACCAUGUAGACAUGUUUUGGGGUUCACAAGAUAAGAGAGUAUUUAGAAUAUUCUUUCUCUGUUUUUAGACUUUAAAACUUUGCACAUUUCUUGUAAAAUUAUAUCAGGAUUCACAAUACUGUCUAUUAUUCAGUGUAAUGGGAACGUAAUAACUUUGAAAGUGUGCAAAGAAGUCUUUUGUGACAUUUUGAAGAGUUCACAAAGCAUAUACAUCACAGAUAACUGUACUUAGGGAAGAUCAACAAGAUCUCUUCUGAAAUUGGUCAACUCAAUCACAAGUACUCUGGAUACUCAAAUGUGUUUUAUGGGACUCAAGUAGUCUGAGAGUUGUGAUUUAAACGUUAUACAAUUGGCUUCUUACGAAAAGUUUAGCACAGGUUUACUCAUUCUAACUUUUGUUAAAAAUCUAUAAGCUUAUGAAGCUAAUAAAAGCCUUCUUAAACUCACUAUUGUCUCAAAGCAUGUUACGAAUGUCUAUGUGAAAUUUGGUUUCAUGAAAACAUUCUUAAAGCCAUUCAGUUGAUAUACCAGAAGCCACAAGCAAGGAUUAAAGUGAAUGGGAGUCUCACAAAUACUUGGAAUCUAGAGAGGGGCUCAAGGCAGGGAUGUCCUCUUUCACCCCUUCUAUUUGCCCUCUAUAUUCAAUUGCCCCUAUGUUGGGAUAAGAAUGGGGGGUGACUCAUGUCAUCACUAGACAUUUUUGGCACCUUCUCAGGAUAUAGGUUGAAUGUACAGAAAACACAUCUUAUUUGUUUUAACUAUGCACCUUCAGAGGAAAUUAAAGUUACAUAUAAGAUGAACUAUAAAUCAGAAGUAAUAAAAUAUUUGGGUAUACAACUGCCAAAAGAUAUUAGUAAAUUGUCAGAUGUGAACUAUAGACCCUUAAAUAGUAAGAUGCAUUCAGAUAUGAGGUGGAGUAUAAUCCCUUUCUUUAAUUUAGGGCAAGAGUAGAUACUGGAUCAACUAUUUAAUGAAUGGGAGAAAUGGGUCAAAAGGUUCAUUUGGCAGGGUAAAAAGCUUAGAAUUCGUUAUAGUAUACUUCAGUUAUCAAAGGAAAUUGGAAGAUUCCAUCUUUUAAAGAUUAUUAUAGAGCUGCCCAAUCAGAUAAGGCACUACUUUGAUUUAAUAGUGAAUGAGCAUGAGAACUGGCCAAAAACUUAUCUGAUGAAGAUAUUUCUGGCAGCUGAGAAGGCCCAAACAUUAAGUCAAUUAUUUUCUAAUUUGUAUCAAGGUCUCAAAAAGGGCAGGUUAGAAUGAAAUGGGAAAAUGAAAGUAAUGUAAUUAUAACAAACGAGGAUUGGCUUAAAAUAUGUACUGUAAAUACCAAUGGGAAACUACUGGAUCUCAUUAAUGGAGGAUAUUUGCUUGGAAAAAUGUAAUGCGAUUUGUUUUUUGUUUGUUUUGUUACCCUGGCACAAGAGAGUUAUGGUUCUUCUGGAACUCAGAGCUGGAGACUUUGUGGAUCUGAGGUGGCAGAUCAUUACCACAUAUUCUGGGCUAUACAUUUAUUCUGGAAACACAUUCAUAGAGAUUUAGAGACUUUAUUUCAAAUUAAGAUUCCAUUUAAAUUCACUGUGUUGUACAUUGGAGAGUUUUAUCAACAGAAAUUCAAUUUUAGAUAUCUGUGGAGAAUAUUUUUGGCUACUAGCAAGAAAGCUAUCACCCGCAUAUGGCUUCAGCCUGGACCACCCACAAUAGAGGACUAGAGGAGUAUAGUGCACGGGAUACAUAGAUAGAAUCGAAUCUUUGACUUUCUUACUGAGGUUGAAAAACUGAAAGGGUGCCUCAUUGUGUGGAUGGUGGAAGGAAUUCGUGGACUCAAUUUAAUAAGAUUAUAGGUGUCAACUGUAAUACAUGCAUGUGAAAUAAUUGAUCCUGCUACUAUGUGAACUUGCUUAAUUUUUUGUAUUUUUAUGUUUUUCCUUUGUGUGUUUUUUGUUUCUAUUCUGUACAUAGUUAUUAUGAAAGAAGUCAUUCGGUAAGAAUGUCACAAC